This is a messenger RNA of Hydatigera taeniaeformis, 1530 nucleotides long. The record is from the annotation of a GenBank genome assembly. Lineage: Eukaryota; Metazoa; Platyhelminthes; Cestoda; Cyclophyllidea; Taeniidae.
AUGCAAGUAUACGCUAAUCCUAUCUCAAACCUUGUUGUGGGCGUCAAAUUAUUUUCGCUUACAUCAAGUGGCCUCGUUCUUGCCGCACAACCUUUCCUCUUCUCCAAAUUUACCACAUUGGCGGGUUUUGCACCUUUUUUCGUGUCCAGUCUGUCGUUUGCUGCACUUACUCCUAUCCUUCUUCACGUGCUAACCCGUCCUUGUGUCUUUAAAAUCAUCUAUGAUCCUCAAACAGACCGGUUCACGGCUUACACGAAGACGAUUUUCCUUCGUCCUAAAAAAGUUGAAUUCAGACUGGAAGACGUUUCUUAUUCUGUUGCUAGUUUGUGCUUUGCCAACAUGAUUCUACGUCCAUUUGUCGAUAUGAAGCAGGUUAUAGUGCAUGCAGGCAAGGGCGGUGAUGGUUGCAUCGCCUUUGAUCGGACUUUUUGCAAUCCUUAUGGCGGUCCCAGCGGGGGAGAUGGUGGAAACGGAGGACAUGUGAUAUUUCAAGCCGACUCGGAGGUGAUUGAUUUCUCCAGUUUGGAUUCGGUGCUUAGAGCUGCUGAUGGAAGCAGAGGAUCAGGAGACAAUUGCCAUGGUUCGAAUGGAAAAAACCUCAUUGUCAAAGUUCCUUUGGACACACAGGUCCAUUUGUUAGCUUCGAAGGAAGACUCAACCGUGUCUGCUCACCGCGCUGAUACUUCAAGCCUUCUCUGCACUCUUACCGCACAGUCUGAUACUUUGGUUGCCGCUCGUGGCGGUGCAGGUGGUCGAGGCAAUGCCUUCCUCGCUUCUUCUGUCCAAAUAAGGCGUGCAGAGGCUCUCCCUCGGAUCGGCGAGGCUGCUCUUAGGUUUGCUGAGCGCGGUGCAAGGGGUCAGUCACGGCGGCUGCUACUACGACUCACCAGUUUCACUGACGUGGGAUUGGUGGGUGGUCCUAACUCAGGCAAGUCGACGCUCUUGCGACGUCUGACCCGUGCUCGACCUCGUGUUGCGCCACAUCCCUUUACUACUCUCCGACCACACGUUGGCACUCUUGAAAUACCCCUUGGAAGUGGUGGAAAAGGCAACGGCGAUGGUGUGAAAUUGUCGAUUGCAGAUUUACCGGGUCUAAUUGAGGGCGCAGCCAAACGCAACGCAGGUUUAGGUGCUCAAUUCCUCAGUCUUAUCGAGGGCUGUCGCUUCCUCAUAUACCUAGUCGAUGUUGGCACCUUUUUCACUAACGGUUCACGAUCCUUCUCGUUGGCCGAGGUCACGGCUCAUUUUGCCUCUCAACUAGGCGUGCUCUACAAUGAGUUAAAGCUCUUCAAUCCUCGUCUUGUGGAUGAUACCGAGAGGACUUCCCUCGUUGUUGGCACAAAAGUCGAUCUCGUCGUACCGUCCUCAUCAAAACACGAAACUCUCCAUAAACUCUCAACUUGUCUGUCCAAUGCAGCUAAACAGACGGGUUUGCGGUCUCCAACAGUGCUGCUCAUCUCGGCACGGCGAGGAGACAAUGUUGAACAGUUGGUAGAGAUACUUGGAAACAUGCGAUUUAAGGACGAAUAG